Messenger RNA from Cannabis sativa, 3100 nucleotides. Its product is annotated as linoleate 13S-lipoxygenase 2-1, chloroplastic. The transcript has 8 exons. Gene Ontology annotation, molecular function: protein binding; metal ion binding; oxidoreductase activity, acting on single donors with incorporation of molecular oxygen, incorporation of two atoms of oxygen. NCBI's taxonomy places the organism in Eukaryota, Viridiplantae, Streptophyta, Magnoliopsida, Rosales, Cannabaceae. The coding region runs from base 138 to 2927 and encodes 929 amino acids. Gene Ontology annotation, biological process: lipid oxidation. The record is from RefSeq and is a predicted model, not a curated record.
CUCGAUCGAUUAUUGCAAAUAUAUAUUAUAUUUCAUGUCCCUAUCUAUACAUAGUCAUACACAACUUCAUUUUACUAUAUAAAGAGUAGAGAUAUCAAUACAAUCUUCAAACCAAUUCAUCCAAAAAGAAUAAAACCAUGUUGAUGCCCCAAGUGAUGAACCUGCAAACACGACCUAUCCAAACGACAUCGUUUUCGAGGUCGUUUAACAACAAUCAAAAGUCAUUAUUCCUUCUUGAGAAUAAUAAUAUAGGAUCACUAAGUAGUAUUAGUAACCCUAAUCCAUUGUUACUAGUCUCAGCUGGUAAUAGAGCUAGGGUUAGUAGUAGUAGUAGUAAUCAUAGCAAAAGAGGGUUAUUUGUUGCUCCAAUAAAAGCUAUUUUGAUUGGAAAUAUUAUUAACAAGUUAACUUCAAAUGUUAGGCUUGUUGUGACUGUUUUACCAACCCUUGGUGGGGUUUUGACUAAUGUUGGUAUUGGAAAAGGAAUUGAUGAUGCACAAGACUUUUUUGGUCAUUCACUUCUCAUUGAGCUAGCCAGUGCUGAACUUGAUCCUAAAAGUGGAUCGGAAAGGAAGAGGAUCAAAGGGUAUGCACACAAAACCAGUCUAAUUGAUAUUCUUGGUAAGGUGACAUACGAAGUAGAUUUUGAUAUUCCAAAGGAAUUUGGAGAGCUUGGGGCAAUUCUUGUAGAGAAUGAGCAUCACAAAGAGAUGUUCCUCAAGGACAUUAAGAUUGACGGCGAGGGCUUGCUUAAUGGCCCCGUUACUAUCAAUUGCGAAUCUUGGAUUCAUUCCAAGAGUCAGAAUCCUCAAAAACGAGUCUUUUUCACCAAUAAGUCAUUCUUGCCAUCGAAUACUCCAAGUGGAUUAAAGAAACUGAGAGAAGAGGAUCUAAAGAGCCUAAGAGGAAAUGGUGAAGGACAACGCAAGAAGCAUGAAAGAAUCUACGACUAUGAUGUGUACAACGAUCUCGGGAGUCCUGACCUAAUGUCCGAUCUCAAAAGGCCAGUUCUUGGUGGCAAAGAACACCCUUACCCUAGACGUUGUAGGACCGGUCGACAUCCUUCCAGAUCAGAUCCAAAGACAGAAUCAAGAUUAUCAUCGGACGUACUUUUCUACAUACCUAGAGAUGAAAACUUCUCAGAAAUAAAACAAAUGACAUUUGGAGCAAAGACACUAUUCUCAGUUAUGCAUGCAUUGGUACCAUCACUAGAAGGACUUUUAGUUGAUAAAGAAGGCUUCCCAUAUUUCACAGCCAUUGAUACACUCUUUGAUGAAGGCAUCAAAAUCCCACCAAAUCAUCACAACAAAUCUCUUCUCAAAUCCGCCUUACCAAGGUUGGUCAAGGCUGCUUCUGAUGUUGAUGAUGUUCUUCAAUUCGUUCCUCCCGAACCAAUGGACAGGGACAAAUUCUUUUGGUUAAGGGAUGAGGAAUUUGGAAGGCAGACUCUAGCUGGUCUUAAUCCACAUGGCAUUCAAUUGGUUACGGAAUGGCCACUAAAAAGUAAACUUGAUCCAAAUGUGUAUGGCUCAGCAGAAUCAGCAAUCACCAAAGAAAUUAUUGAUAAAGAGAUCAAAGGUUUCAUGACUGUUGAAGAGGCAAUAGAACAAAAGAAGUUGUUUAUGUUAGACUACAUGGAUUUGUUAUUACCAUUUGUGGAAAAAGUAAGAGAACUUGAAGGAACAACUUUGUAUGGAUCAAGAGCAUUGUUUUUCCUGACUGAAGAAGGUACAUUAAGGCCUUUGGCUAUUGAGCUCACUAGACCACAAAUGGAUGAUAAGCCACAAUGGAAGCAAGUCUUUACACCUACUUGGAAUGCAACUGGUGAUUGGCUAUGGAGGCUCGCGAAAGCUCAUGUUCUUGCUCAUGAUUCUGGUGUUCACCAACUCGUUAGUCACUGGUUAAGGACACAUUGUGUGACAGAACCAUACAUAAUAGCAACAAAAAGGCAACUGAGUGCAAUGCACCCUAUAUUUAGAUUGUUGCACCCUCAUUUUAGAUACACAAUGGAAAUCAAUGCCUUAGCUCGUCAACUACUAAUAAAUUCAAAUGGAAUAAUAGAAAGCACAUUCUCACCUGGUAAAUUCUCAAUGGAGAUAAGUUCUGCUGCUUAUGACAAACUAUGGCGAUUCGAUCAUGAGGCCUUGCCAGCAGAUCUUAUAAGCAGAGGAAUAGCAACAGAGGACCCUGACUCUCCACAUGGCCUGAAAUUAAACAUCGAAGAUUACCCUUUUGCCAACGAUGGCCUCCUCAUCUGGGAUGCCCUUAAACAAUGGGUUACUAGUUAUGUGAACCACUACUACUCAGAUUCAAGCCAAGUUGAGUUAGAUGAGGAGUUGCAAUCUUGGUGGACAGAAAUUCGAACAGUUGGGCAUGAAGAUAAGAAAGAUGAGCCAUGGUGGCCUACUCUUGAGACACCAGAAGACCUUAUUCAAAUUCUAACAACUAUAGUUUGGGUGACAUCCGGUCACCAUGCAGCUGUAAACUUUGGUCAAUACACGUAUGCAGGAUAUUUCCCUAACCGAGCAACAAUAGCUAGAACCAAUGUCCCAACAGAAGAUCCCACAGAUGAAGAGUGGAAAUACUUUAUUGACAAACCUGAAGGGACUCUCUUGCAAUGCUUACCUUCUAAGCUUCAAGCGGCUAAAGUAAUGGCGGUUUUGAAUGUGUUGUCUACUCAUUCGCCCGAAGAAGAGUAUCUUGGGGAGGCUUUGGAGCCUUCCUGGGGUGAUGAUACUUACAUAAAGGCCACUUUUGAACAAUUUAGUGGGAGAUUGAAGGAGAUUGAAGGGAUUAUUGAUGAAAGGAAUGGUAAUCAAGAAUUGAGGAAUAGAAAUGGAGCUGGGAUUGCUCCUUAUGAGCUUUUGAAGCCAUCUUCUGAGCCUGGUGUGACUGGAAUGGGUGUUCCUUAUAGUAUUUCUAUUUAAAGAUAAUGAAUAAUUUCAAGUAAUAAGGAAUGGGGGAAGAGGUUGCACUUGUAUUAUACAUGUGCAUGCAUGUCUUGUUUCCCAAUAUUUCCAUUUUAAAAGUAAUAAAUUGUUAUUGGUUGUAUUUUAUAAUUAAUGGUUUUUCUUUAUUAAUAAAAUAUUUUUUUCUCUUA